AUGAUGGAAUAUCUUCUUCGGCCUAAGCUUCGUUAUCCGGCUAUCCAAGAUAGCCUUGAAGUAGCCGAAGCCUUGGAGAUUGUGCUAUCCAAAGCAGAUACCGCGACUUUGGUUCUUCUUCUUGAGAGACAGCUGGUUGGAAAUUUGGUUUCAAUCGAUGAGAAGUGCGUCAUGGCGUUGGUUUCUAAACGAAAUGGGGAUCUCCCAAAGACUGCUAUAGCCGCUACCCUCGACAUGCUUAUGGAACAUAGCAUUGCAAUGGAGAUCAAAGAUCUACACAAGUCGCCUUUACAUGACCUUUAUGCCUUCCAUGAUAGGAUUGAUUUAUUUCAACUCUUAUUAGACCGAAGGGCAGACCCUCUACGAAAGAGCGGCAAAUCUGGCAAGGGAGAUACUCCAUUGGUGCACGUUUCGGAAACAGGGAGCAAGGAACUAGUCCGAAUGAUGUUCAAAAGCCUGGAUACUCGCAAUGAUAUCCCACUUGAGAAGUUGAAGACGGAGCUAGAACGAGCCGAGUACAUGGCAACGUGGGGGCUAGAAAAACGCGCGAAAACCGAUGUGCGACCACUUCUUCGUCGAUAUUACUGGCGCAAGAAGUAUCAAAAUAUGUCUACUGCAAUCAAUACUGUAUCUUCGAAGACGCAGCAGGAGGAGCCCAAGAAGGAAUCCAAGAAGGAAUCCAAGAAGGGGAAGUUGGAGGCUCAGAAAGAGAAGAGGAGGGAAAGGAGGGCUCGCCGCCGCCGUAAGGCUAAAAUUAAGGAUGAAGUGUUAUUUUGGGACCCGAAGUCACUGGUGCAGUUGUUAAAUGUGAUUCGUGAUUAA
Penicillium waksmanii is the source of this 822-nucleotide messenger RNA. RefSeq lists its product as uncharacterized. NCBI's taxonomy places the organism in Eukaryota, Fungi, Ascomycota, Eurotiomycetes, Eurotiales, Aspergillaceae. The coding region runs from base 1 to 822 and encodes 273 amino acids. The transcript has a single exon. The record is from RefSeq and is a predicted model, not a curated record.